AUGGCUGAAAAUCAGUGGUAUGAGAUGGAUUUUCCAGAGACAGAAGUUCUAGUGAUACAUUUUUCUGCAAGCGAAUACUUUCUACCACCAUUUCUUAAAACCAUGAAAAAACUGAAAUUUGUAAUGUUGUGUAAUUUGAGUUCAAAGAGGACCAAACUAAAAGGUUUAGAUGUCCUAUCUUCACUCACUCAGCUCAGGAGUGUUCGCUUGGAGAAGUUGGAUGCGCCCUCUAUUUUAGAACUGAUCAAAGUUAUGCAAACAUUAGAUAAACUAUCUGUUAGUUUAUGUGAAGGGUUUGGAAAUAUUUCCACAUUCAGCAACACCAACCUACAAGAAUUUAAUCUGGACCACUGCAGCAAUCUGGAGGAAUGGCCACUUGACAUCUGUCAUAUGCCCUCUGCUCAGAUAUGGUCUAUUACCAACUGCCAUCUGGUUGGAAAGUUACCAUAUGAUCUCGGAGAUCUGAGCUCUUUAAGAAUUUUACGAUUAUCAGCAUUACCAGGCCUGAAAGAGCUGCCGGCAUCAAUUGGAAAACUUGAGCAGCUGGAAUUUCUUGACAUUUCCCUGUGCGAAGGCUUGAAAGAACUUCCAGAGGAAAUAGGUCAGCUCCAGAAUUUGAAAGAGUUUGACAUGAGAGAGUGUUCUCGCUAG
This is a messenger RNA of Cryptomeria japonica (Japanese cedar), 651 nucleotides long. Its product is annotated as probable disease resistance protein At5g66890. NCBI's taxonomy places the organism in Eukaryota, Viridiplantae, Streptophyta, Pinopsida, Cupressales, Cupressaceae. Bases 1 to 651 code for a protein of 216 amino acids. The record is from RefSeq and is a predicted model, not a curated record. The transcript has a single exon. Gene Ontology annotation, biological process: defense response to fungus.